Molecule: messenger RNA, 9309 nt
Organism: Podarcis lilfordi (Lilford's wall lizard)
Lineage: Eukaryota; Metazoa; Chordata; Lepidosauria; Squamata; Lacertidae
Source: the annotation of a GenBank genome assembly
GUUGAUGGUUCAUUCCAGGCACACCCUAUCCGAAAAUGAGGAUGGUUUGAUCCAUCAUUAGAGAACUUUAGCAGUUAUGCCUAUAUAGGACCGCACCAGGGAAGGAGGCGGCUUGAUACGCAAUUAUUCUUCUGUUGUUCCGGUCCGGAGAAGAUUGACGUCUCAUUCCGCGACUCUCAGGUUAGCUGUUCUCUUUCCCCCUUCCCCACCCCGGCUGUCCCUGGAAAUGGUGCCGUCCAGUGCUCACACCGACCAGUAAAGGAAUGUGCCACUGUAAUAUAAGGGGUGUGCGUGUGUUCUCCACCCCCACAGUACGGUGGUCUAGUCUCGCCCAGAGAGUGUGUUAGACCUAUGGUGUCCCUCACCUUCCCAGUUUGAACGCUCCGGGCCGUGAAAUACACACUCCCAGCCCAUAAGGGGCUGCCACAGUACCUUUCUCGGCCAGUACCAAGCGGUUAGGGAGGCCGGGGGUGGGUGGGGGGCUUCCUUUCCGUUCCCUCUCUUUCUCCCUGACACCUUCCCCUUUGGCUCGGGUCUUAUGGCCGCGCCGGGCCAGUGACUGAUUGGGCGCUCUUGUCCCGCCUCCUCCAGGGCGCGCGCGGCAGAGGCAAGGCCGGGGCGAUGGAGCGCUGCGCCUGCGUGGAGAGGGAGCUGGACAAAGUGCUGCAGAAGUUCCUGUGCUACGGCCAGCACUGCGAGCGAGGUCUGGAGGAGUUGCUGCGCUACGUCAGCCAACUGAGGGAGGAGCUGGGCGCUGCAGGUACGCGCGGGGGCCUCCGUCUGGCGGUGGCCAGUCGGCUCCUGCCUCUGAGGGAGCGAGGAAGGAAGGGCGGGAGGGUCGAGGGCGGCGUCGGGAGCGGCUACAGCUGGCGGCUUCUCGAGUGUACUCCUCAUUAGUUCGAAAAUAUAAGCCCCACCGAGCACAGAAUGACCCACCCACAUUAUUUAUUACAUUUAUAUCCCGUUCUUCCAAGAGAGGGUGGCCUGUUUUGUCCUUCACAACGACAACCCUGUGAGGUAGAGCUUAGGCUGAAGGGGAGUGGCUGGCCCAAGGUCGCCCAGUUUGGGUUUAAGAGUGGCUAGCUUCAUGUGGACACUAUGGACACAACCCUGUCAUGUAAGGUAGGCUAACUUGAUAUUGUGGCAGGGCUGCUCCUUUUCUUUUUAGAUGCAUCAAAUGUGUGAAGUGUUAUCCUCAGCUGGCAGAUAUAUAAUGUGGGUGGGUGGGGCAAUUUGUAAUCCCUGGAGCCCCAAAGGCAAUGAAAUGUAGCUACAGGGUGCAUCAUUUGCUUCAGUCAUUUUACAAGUGAAUUAGUUGUGAGUCCCUGUCCAAGGAACCGGAACAAAUCUGGUUGCAUUGUAAGCUUGAGUUACCAACAGUGGAGUGUGUGGUGUGCUCCUUGUGGUAGCUGGAAGCUUGUGUGCUUCCUAAAGGAAGUGGUCAGUAGGUUUCUGGGUUAAGAUAGGACUUGUACUGUCCAUUCUGUAGCUACACAGUCUAACACAUUUCUAACUUCUUACCCUGCCAUCAGCCUGGACCAGUCGUGGAACAGGUUAUAGUGGUACCUCGGUUUACAAACUUAAUCCGUUCCUGAAGUCUGUUCUUAAACCAGAUACGUUCUUCAACCAAGGCGCACUUUCCCUAAUGAGGCCUCUCGCCGCCCGUGCCUUUCCACCGUUUGGCUUCCAUUCGUAGACCGAGGUAAAGUUCGCAAACCUACUUCUGGUUUUGUGGAGUUUGUAAACCGUGUAGUUCGUAAACAGGACUGUUCGUAAACCGAGGUAUCACUGUACCGUCUUGAAGUCCUCAAACCUUUUGAAACAGAAGCCAAAGAAUGGUUGAUUGAAGACAGCCAUAAAUAUUGUAUACGUUGGCAUAAUGUAGAGUUGUUUAGGUAUCAAUGGUAGUGCUAUUGACCUGAAGAUACAAAUUUCCCACAAAUCUGAAGUAACUGUGGAGGAGGAUGUACUGAAAUAUCUUCAGGAAUGACAGUACUGGUAGAUUGUGAUCCAUCUUGGUAGGGAAGUUGACAUUUACAACCUCAACCUCCACCUCUUUGCUGGAACAGUGUCUCUGGGAGACUAUCAGUACAUUGAAACUUCAAGGAAAUCUCUGACAAAAGGGAAAUUUUGGCAUGAGUUUGCUGAACCAGAAUUUAUCAGUAAAGUUGUUUGUUUAGGACUCAGAACCAAGGUUUUCUCUAAGACUAAUGAUGAUAAAUUGGCACAGCAAAGAUUGUGUUAACCAGUGAAAGCUAUUUAUGUUACUAAUAGAUUAGUGAAAAGGUUGAAUGUCUGUUUUGCUUUUAUAGAAGGUUCUCCUGUUUUCUUGAAGCACAUUAUACCAUAAUUUAUAUAUCAUCUAUUUGAAAGCAGCAAGAUUCCUAGAAUUGGUUUUGAGUGUUCCUGCUCUAGAAGCAGGGGGAAAAGCCAGUGUGGUGUCAUGGUUAGAGUGCUGGACUAGGACUUAGGAGACCACUUUAUAAAUCCCUAUGUGACCAUGAAAGCUCAUUGGAUGACCUUGAGCUGGUCACUAUCUCUCAGCUUAUCCUACCCCAUAGGGUUGUUUUGAGGAUAAAAAGGAAAGAGGGAGAAUUAUAUAUGUCACCUUGAGUUCCUUGGAAGAAAAGUGGGAUAGAUGUAAUAAUAAAUAGAUAAAAUUAAGAUCCCACCCACCCAUAGCCCCAUAAUCUGUUCAUUCUCUUACUGGUGAGCAUAAAUUUCUCCCAAGACUAAGAUCUGGGGGGAAACUGUUGGCUUCUGUUAAUUCCUACCUGUUCCAGAUCAGAUUUGUAAGCAAUAAGGAAGUCUUGCUCUAUAGAUUACAGGUAAUUUGCAUCUUACAUGAUGGUUCAGUUCUGGGAGUCCACAUGUAAAUGCAAAAAUGUGCAAAACCGGGAACUGGUCAGCUUUGGGUGUGAGGACUCCAGGAUGUUGCCAGAGCCCUAGCACUGCCUUCCCAAAGCCAGGUAAGUCGGUGAUCACAGCCUUGUGCGGGUGGGUGGAGAAUAAAUAAAUGGAGAGUGGGUUUCCCUUGCUCUCCAUGUAUUUAAUAAUUCUUCUUCCUUGGCGAUCACUCGUAGCCGACUAAGAUUGUCUUCCAUAAACACGGUUUUAACAAUGAGUCCAUAAGUGACUGUGGAGGCCAAUGCUGGCUCCACACGUCCUUCCACAGUGGGGACAUUGGGCGGGAGUUGAUCUCGGUGUGGAUUUGCCAAGCGUGCCUUCCUCUUAGCACAUUUCUCCCUUGCAUCCAGAGUUUGAGUGUCUUCAAAGCGCAUGACGCCUUUGGUAAAGGCUGUUCUCCAAUUGGAGCGCUCGCAGGCAAGUGUUUCCCAAUUGUUGCUGUUUAUACUACUUUUUUAAAUACCCCGCUGCACACAGUUGCAAUCGUGUAAGUAAAAUAAGUGUAAGAUUCGAGUUACCUGUAUGCUCUUGAACUGGCACCCACACUAAGAUAUAAUUGCUGCUUCUCCUGCAGCCUUGCAACGAACGCCACUGUCUGCUACUCUCUCCCUGGUUAUGUCCCAAUGCUGUAAGAAGAUCAAAGACACAGUGCAGAACCUAGCUUCAGACCACAAAGACAUUCACAGCAGUAUCUCUCGUGUGGGCAAAGCAAUCGAUAGGGUGAGUAGGUUUCAGGAGCAAGGUGGGAACCCAAGCAUUUAAAACUGAAAACUUGAUGAGUUUUGAGAGCAAAUGUUUUUCUUGUAUGUGCUCCAUCGCCCUAUAUAGAGCUCAUUAUUGAAACAUGGGUCUUUAAUGGAUUAGUGCAGUGUGCAUCUUCUCUUCUAUAUUGUGCUUUGACUCCAUCCACACUGCCUGAUUUUAUCCAGGCCCACAAAUGUCUCCCUGUUUUUCCAACCUGCAGAACCAGUGUCUUUCCUCUGUGUUAACACUGAAAUCUAGAAUUCUGCAUAAAAGAAUACAGUCAUACCUCGGGUUGCGAACACUGCGGGUUGCGCAUUUUUGGGUUACGGACGCGCCGAACCCGGAAGUACCGGAACGGGUUACUUCCAGGUUUCGGCACUUGUGCAUGCACAGAAGCGCCAAAUCGCGUCACGCGUGUGCACAGACACGGUGCUGUGGGUUGCGAACGCUCCGGGUUGUGAACGUGCCUCCCGCACGGAUCACAUUUGCAACCCAAGGUUCCACUGUAUUAGAUUGUCCAGAGUUCAGUAUUUCUAGUAAACACAUGUGUGCUUUGUAUUGGCUAAAUAAGGGUGGCUCCUGUUUUUUCUUUUUCUUCACAGACAUAGUUCAAAUGGGAUUAGUUUUGGUUUUGCAGGGCUAGGAGUGAAAGCACGGGGGGCAUUAAGCAGAAGAAUCAGAGUUGAAUCUUGUGAGAAUUUCCUUGACUAUUGCCAAGGAGAGGGAUAUUAUUUAAGCCUUGAUAGUGAACACGACUAGAAACCAUUGCAAACUCUGUUCAUGCCAUGUUAAUGUGAUCUCUCUGCAGUUGCCAAGAUGGCAACCCACCUUGCUUUCCAACAUGCAUAAGUUCCAUCAAAUGACUAUACCCCCUUUUUAAACUCAGAGCUGGAGAACUAGUGGCAAGCACUGUGGGAAGCCCAGAUCAUGAAUAAGUUUUUGGAGUUGAAACCAGUAAUUCAGCUGUUGUCAUUUAAGAAAUUGAAGGAAGUUCUCCUGCCUCAACUGAGGAUUGGGCCUAGGGUCCCUCCCCAUCAGUAUCUAUGGAGAGGAAGACUUAAUCCAUGUGCUUUCCUUUUGCUGUUAAAUCAAGAGCAUCCACAUUUCUCCAGCACACAACAAGCCUUUCUACCUAUCCAAUUCCUUGCUCUGAGGUUCCUUAGCUCUGUUGCUUGCCUGUCAUCUUUUCUCCCAGACUGUUUAAAUUACUGGAAACAAGUUACUGACAAGAAUGCCCCUGAAUUUGAAAAAAGACUUGCAUGUGGUGCAAUAUGGCUGCCACUACUAUGUCCAAAACUUCAGUAUACUUCUCUAGCUGUCUGUAGAUACUGCCAAAUUCAUAGUGAUAUGGGAUGACAGCUAGUACUCAGUGCCGAUGGAAAGCCACUUAUUUCUACUACUUGUUCUGGGGCUUUCUUUAGUGCUUGUGAAUGACUGACGCCUUGUUCUGUUCCAGCAUUUUGAUGCUGAUUUGUGUGGCAUUGUUCCUGCUAUGGUCUGGGAGUCUCAAGAGAAGCAGAUCCUGGUGUUGGCCAUCAUAGAGCACCUCUACCAACAAGGGAUGCUAGGAGUGGCGGAGGAACUGUGUCAGGUACAGGGGUUUGAGGAGAUGGAAGUGUAAAUGUUAUUUGCAUGGUGUAUGGGAACCGAUAGUUGCAUCUCUACAUUGUGCCACGGCGCUGCUUGGUAUUGACCAUUGAGAUGUGCCAGGAAAGGUCUCUGUUUCCUGCUUGCAUAUGCAGGAGGAUCAGAAGCUUGAACCUGCCAGCCAGUUCCACUGCAAAGUACAACAAGCUGCCUAUUCCGCUGCCUCUUCUAUCCAACCUGCAGAGGAUGGAUAUGUACUUGACAGCCUCCCUCUGGGAAUAUUUACCUUGCCUUGAGCCUUGUUCUAAUUUGGCUUGCCCUUCCACAGGAAUCCACUGUGAAUGUGGAUGUAGACUUUAAAAAGCCAUUCCUGGAACUUAACAGUAUAUUGGAAGCUCUGCACAAACAGGAUCUGGAGCCUGCUCUGAGGUAAGAAUGAUGAGCUAUAUUCUGUUUCCCCUCUUAGGAAUAAUAAGUACAGUGGGAGAGGAAACAGAGUCCUAACAGAAUGAUUUUGAAGUAGGGCCUAUGGCAAGGGCCAUUGGGGGAACCACACUCUUCAUUAUCAGUGAGCCUAUCCACUCUGUGGGUCUGCCAUCUUUUCUCUUCCAACAAGCACCAAGAAGUUCUGCUUGUUUUGUUUUCACUCAUUAUCUUCUACACAAGGCCAGGGUAUUCCUGUAAUAAGAUACCUGAAUUUGUGAGCUCACAGCAUGCUGAGAAAAUGCUGCUUCAACCUGCCUCAGACCAGGUCGCCCACAAAUAUUAGCUUGGAUUGGAGUAGCACCCAUUCUAAGGGCAGCUUUAUAUGUAGAUGAUGGCAUUGAGCGGUGUUGUCUCUUGCUCAGUUGGGCAGUCUUCCACCGACAGCAGCUGGCAGAAAUGAACAGCAAUCUGGAGUUCCGGCUGCAUCGACUCUACUUCAUCAGGCUCCUUGCUGGCGGUUCAGGCAAGGAGCUAGAGGCCUUGAGCUACGCACGCCAUUUCCAGCCCUUUGCUCACCUGCAUCAGCAAGGUGAGGCUGUUUCCAGAAGCCUACUCUGCUACUUGCUCCUUGGGAGGAGCUUUCUUGCCUUUAGGCUGUUUCUCUGGGCCUUGCCGCACCCAAUAGAAUGGGCUCAUAUUUUGUUGCUUCAAAGUGUUUGGAGUUUCCCUUUUUAGUAGGGGAAGUCUUGGGAGUUGUUGACUCAGCCUGGUCAUUGUCAUAGGUAUCACCAUUUCCCAAUAACUGGUUCCAUAACAGGCCAGCCCCGUUAGCAAAAGUAUGUUUACCUGAGUGCUGCUUCCUGCAUUUGUCAUCUGCAGAGAUCCAGGUGAUGAUGGGCAGCCUGGUGUACCUGCGUUUGGGCCUUAAGAAUUCUCCAUAUAGGCAUCUUCUGGAUGAGAGUCAGUGGACUGAAAUUUGUGAGAUAUUCACUCGUGAUGCCUGUGCCCUGUUAGGUCUCUCAGUGGAGUCACCUCUGAGUGUCAGGUAAAGCUUGUUGUGGGUGGGACUGGCGGUGGAUUGAGCAGUGCUGAGCUAUCUCCUCCCUCCUUCUCUCUCGGCAGCUUUGCUGCAGGAUGUGUAGCACUGCCGGUGCUGAUGAACAUCAAGGCUGUGAUUGAGCAGAGACAGUGCACGGGUGUCUGGAGCCACAAAGAUGAGCUGCCUGUGAGUGCCUGGCCCAUUCAGGGGUAGGGUGCUAUGAGACAGCUGCAGGGUGGGGAUAUUUUUGUGAAAUAAAGUUAACUAUAACAACCAGGUUAUGGGCCUAAUUAUUUUCUGCUUGUUUUAUCAGAUUGAAAUUGAGCUUGGGAUGAAAUGCUGGUACCACUCGGUCUUUGCGUGUCCCAUUUUGCGACAGCAGACAACUGAUUCUAACCCACCCAUCAAGCUCAUCUGUGGGCAUGUUAUUUCUCGAGAUGCCCUUAACAAGCUGAUCAAUGGAGGGAAGUGAGUGGUUUUUACAAACUAACUUUCCUCAAUUCUGGGAGGCUGUGGAUGACGAACUCUUGCCUGAAAACUUGAAGUAUCCAGGCUCUCCUACCUGUGAAAUGCUGUGGUCACCCCGACAGGAGUAGAUUCCCCACACAACUCAUUUCCAUGUACCGUAGGUCCAGGAAGUCUCUUUCAUCUUGAAGCAGUUUAUCACUAUCAUUUUAUUUUUUGGGGACUACAUGAUAGUUUCACUGUGUCUGCUGCCCUCUGCUGGGUAACUAGGUCAUACUGCAGUUGCUAUAGUAAGGGGGAGCUUAGUACUGCUCCUUGUAGUUUCUUAGUAACUGGCAAGCCCAAGGCCAAAUCAGACUUGUUAACAGGGCAGAGAGGAGAGUGAGGUAGUGGACCAAACACCAGGACUUGCUAGUGGUCUACUGGAAGUAUGGGUCUGGGUCAGCUUCCUGCUUAUCUGCUUUAGUGGUCUGGUAGGACUACUUGCCAAUGAGAAUUCUAAGGCCUUGUUUUGAUUCUGAUCUUUCUUUGUGCAGGCUGAAGUGUCCAUAUUGUCCCAUGGAGCAGAGCCCUGCUGAUGGAAAACGCCUAAUCUUUUGAUAAUGGCAUGCCUUGGAGAUGUUCUGGUGAAAAUAGGCUGUUGGGAUAAUGCUUGAUGGAAGGUGGCAUAUGCUGGCAGGAAUGGUCUUCUGCUGUGAACAGUAUUAGCUGCUACAUGCUGGGAACUGACUGUAGCUCACUGGGCCAGAGGAGAGCAAUCUUAUGUCUACUGUAAGCCAAGCCACAUUAUUCUGUACUCGUCGCAACAUACAACUUCCUAGGAUUAUUCCUGGGAGCUUUAACUGGCAGUGAUCCUUCCUAGCAAGAUGGUUUACACUCUCCCCAUGCAUAGCUCUACUUGUUGAGAUACAGCUUGUAUCACAAAUAGUACACAGGGAGCUGUUGCUAUUUUUAAAACACUUCAAGAUAAAUCUAGGUCUUUUUUUCUGUUUCAAUCCAUCAGUUUGAGGGGGGGGGGAGCCUUAGAGCUGCCUUUCUCUUCCCACUGCCCAAUAUGCGCUUUUGACAAUGGGAAGGAUGGAAUUUAAGUUGGGAGAAGUAUGCUGGAAACUUGGCUUACUGCUAUUUUGAAGAAAAGUUUAAAAUAGGUUGGAAAUACAAUGGUGAAAAUAUUUGAAUCAACAAAGGUGGAAUUUGGGCCCUCUGUACUAAUACACAGUGUAGCUCUUCAAAAAACAAGGGAUAAGUAAUAAGAUGUAUUGUUUCCUAAUGAAAAUAACACAAGUGAAAAACUGUGACAGCACUAUAUUAAAGAAAUUCAUACUUUAUGACAGGUACAUGAUAGCAGCUUGCUGCUUUUGAGUGUUAGAAAGCCUAGCAAAGCUACUUUAUCCAUUGUGAAGGAGUAGAAAAUGGAGAAAGUACCAUGACUUUGUGCAGGUUGAGAAAGCUGGUAGAAUAGUAACUAUCAUUGAGACAUCCUUAAAAGUAGGUAUACAGUCUAUUUUAUUCAAGAAAUUUGAAGUAAUCCUUUCCCCUGUUGCUGACAAUUCACAGCAUUUGCAAGUACUCAUUAAGGUUACAGAUACACAUCAGAACCUGACUAGGUGAACUAUUUUAGGCAAUGGUCCUAAAAAAGCUCUGUAAUAUGGGAGAAUGGGGGUAUGGAUAAUUAACAGGGAUCUUGAAUCUGAUUUAGAGAUUUGAACUCCCUUGGAACGAGACCCGAAAGUAAUAUUAAAACAACUGGCAGAGUUUAAAUCUGUGUUGCUUGAAGUCUGAACUUAGCUCUGAAAGCUGAGCCCAUUUUUAUUAGAACGGUGAGGGUAAAUAGUUUAAAGCUGUAGGCGCAGGAGUUGGUGCCUACAAGUUGCACUUUAAUUAGAUUUUUGUUGUUUAAAAAAAUGCAGUAGUUUGGAGUAUCAGUCUGGAAUAACAGUGGAUGUGAAGAUCUGCACUAGCCUGGGGAGAGACGUUUAAAGAUACUUUUAUGAUGCCACAGAAACCCUUUGACAUCAAAGGGUUUUUUUCACAAUGCAUGUAUUCUUAGUUUUUCUUCCUCCGAGGCACCAGGAACUGUUAAACCCAGGAUAGAGAUGGAUGGCAUGGAAAUACAGCUAAAUAAAUUUCUUUUCAGCAAA